Molecule: messenger RNA, 2205 nt
Organism: Penicillium riverlandense
Lineage: Eukaryota; Fungi; Ascomycota; Eurotiomycetes; Eurotiales; Aspergillaceae
Product: Zn(II)2Cys6 transcription factor domain-containing protein
Exons: 1
Coding region: 1-2205 (734 amino acids)
Biological process (GO): regulation of DNA-templated transcription
Molecular function (GO): zinc ion binding; DNA-binding transcription factor activity, RNA polymerase II-specific
Source: RefSeq, a predicted model, not a curated record
AUGGUAGAACCGUCUGCCUACAGCGAGAAGCUCACCGCGGAAUCCGCCGACUGGUGCCGAUUUCCCAGUUUAGGAGCAUAUUUCGCUCCUCAUCCAAGAGACGAACCGUAUCUUCGCAACGAUGGUCUCGGAUCCAUCCUGGACUCUGUCCAGUCCUUGCAUCCGCCCCGGUCCUCGUUUACCUCCGACGAAGAUGUAGAACACCACGGCCCGCCGGUGGCAGCAUCCGAUCAACCCCCCGGACCCAGCACACGCAGGUCCCGACUGGGCCGUCCCCGACGACAAAACCAUUCAUGUGAUCAGUGUCGGUCGGGAAAGAGAGCAUGCGAUUUACCGCUGGAUCUGACCAUCCACAGGCAGAGACCCUCCGCAGUUUGCUCGCAGUGCAAUAUUCGCGGCAUAGAAUGUACGGUUGCGUGGCUAGCCCGCAAGCAGGCCCUCCAACAGUCUUCUAGACAGACGAACGCCAAGUCGCGCAAUGCUGAAAGAAACAAGGCUGUGGAACCUACCGGCACAACAGAAAAGGAUGAGGCACGGGGAGCACGGGUUUCCGUUCCGGCGAUUGUUUCACCCAUAUCGAAGGCGAGUGAGGACCUGACAGGUCAACUGCUUGCGCGACAGGCGUGCUCGGAGCGGUUCGGCCUCUACGUCGAUAUCGUCGACAUGCCCAUGUCAGAAUGCCUGCGCCAAGGCAGCAUGCCACCGCAGUAUUCCUUUGGUAUUGCAGCAUGGGCGUUGCUGGGAGAAAGCCCCCAGAUGUCCACGUACUUUGGAAGAGCGAAUACAUGGAUCCAAAGCUGCUGGGAUACAGAUACUGAUUCAAACGACGAUCAGAACUUCGCAGCUCCACAUUUGUUCCGAGCUGUCAGCCUCUUGGAUACGAUAUUCCAGAGGGAAAAUACAGAAACCUACAGCGCAUCUAUGGCAUCCCGUGAUGCGGCAAUCACGGAAGCAUACAAGUGGGUGGCGGUGGCAUCAGCAGCGCAGCUGGCCGUCGACCAGGACAGAAGUGGAACGAGAGGGGACUCCAACGCUGGUCUUUGUACGCAGCAGGCCCAGGAUAUCGCUUACUCUGCUUGGCGUAAGGCGAAGCAUCUGGUGUUCGGGAACCUGGCCGCUGUGAGCUCCUUCCGCUUGGCCCUGGCGAUGCUUCUGUUCGGCAAAAUAGUGCCUCUCAAGUAUAGCACUGGGCAGGAGGAAUUCGAGGAAGACUCCGCGUAUGCCUUCUGCCAAGGGGUGUGGCGCCUGAGGAGGCUCUGCGCAGGAGCCCGGGCGCGUCUGAUGGCACAGGCAACGUCGGGAGGCCAUGACUAUGAUUUGGAGAUCGAAGCGCGCCGCAGAAGACCAACUCCCACUCUGGCGCAUUCCCUACAGUCAGACAUCAAGGGCAACGUAUCGGAGCUAAUUGGUGCCAUUGAAUGGCUAAUAACAAUGUUGAACUCAGUAAAAAUUGGCAUCUCGCUUGGGAAAUUAGGUGCACUGCCUGUUGAGGCUUACAUGUCGGCCGACGACGAUCCUCGACCACAGACAGACAAAUCCCAACAAUAUCUGGUAUCAUUUUUAAGUGGAGGGUUUGAAGAUUCCAUUUUAAGCCACGUGAAGCAAAGGGAAGGCCCCUUCACAGUCCUCUGGGUCAACGGACUGUCUGACGAUACGAUCGUGCGAAGCAUUAGGCAAUUGGCAGCCCUCGUAGUGCUCAUCUGGAAGGACCUAGCCCACCUGGUGCUAGUAUCGAGGGCUUCGUAUAUCGACGAAGCGGACUUGGAUGUCCUUCACAAGCGCUAUGUUGCUACGAUAACACUUAUCAAACUUUGGCGGUCUGCAUUUGGGGUUCUGAGUGACACGAUGCGGUACGACCUUCAAAACCUCCAUUUCAGCCUCUGGCGGUUGGUUGCUUUCUCCUGCAUCGACACCGAGCUCGCGGUACUUAUUUUCUGCGAGGUUUCUCAGAAUAUCGAAACACGUUUAGUAGCUCAGGCAUCCACACCUGGCGCCAGCUGCUUCCUCAAUGCCCUCCAAUCAACUAGUGCCUACCGCAAGAAAGAGUCACUUUUAAGUUCCCAGCAAGUCGCUCUUAUCUCAUCAACAUGCAGGGGUGUUUCGAGACCAGGACACCAGGGUACCACUGGCCUGAAGGCAUAUGUUCAGGAUAUUUGCGCACAUCCAGUGGGAGCUACUCCUCUUUCUAUGAUAACAUGUUCUUAG